Camellia sinensis is the source of this 1443-nucleotide messenger RNA. The record is from RefSeq and is a predicted model, not a curated record. NCBI's taxonomy places the organism in Eukaryota, Viridiplantae, Streptophyta, Magnoliopsida, Ericales, Theaceae.
AUGAUGAUGGAGAGAUGCUCGUCGGAGUCAAAUGAUGACAAUUGUGAAAGCAGAGUAAUGAAUACUUUGCCGAAAGCAGUGGAUGGAGUGAUUGCAAAGCUUGAGAACUUGAAAAUGGAGUCAUAUGAAGUGAACUCUAGAGGCGUGGAAAUUUUCACAAAAAGUUGGCUUCCAAAAACCUGCUCCCCCAAAGCAAUUAUUUAUUACUGUCAUGGUUACGGAGAUACUUGCACAUUCUUGGCUGAAGGAAUUGCUAGGAAGUUAGUAUUUUCUGGAUAUGGAGUUUUUGCGAUGGAUUAUCCAGGAUUUGGUCUUUCAGAAGGUCUUCAUGGAUAUAUUCCAAGCUUUGAUAUCCUGGUUGAUGAUGUCAUUGAGCAGUACUCAAAAACCAAAGGUAUAGUACCUAAUGAUUUGCUUUUCUUUGCUACUAUAUUGGGAUUUCUUUGUGGGAACUCUAUAGCUGCUUUGGAGGCACCAAGGAUUUUGAAUCUAAACAACAAUAAAUAUUUCUCUGGACCUUAUGGGGAGGAUGUUGUCUUCAUUGCCAAUGAUUGGCACACUGCUCUUCUUCCAUGUUAUCUGAAGACCAAGUACAAACCUAUGGGGAUCUACAAGAAUGCCAGAGUUGUUUUCUGCAUCCAUAACAUUGCCUACCAAGGGAGAUUUCCUUUUGCAGACUUCUCUCUUCUCAAUCUUCCGGAACAAUUUAAGGGCUCUUUUGAUUUUAUUGAUGGGUAUGACAAGCCUGCCAAGGGAAGGAAAAUUAACUGGAUGAAGGGUGGAAUAUUAGAAUCAGACAGGGUCGUAACAGUGAGCCCAUACUAUGCCCAGGAACUUGUUUCUGGUAUAGAUAAGGGUGUGGAAUUGGAUAACAUCAUUCGUAAGACCGGUAUAACUGGUAUUGUCAAUGGCAUGGAUGUCCAGGAGUGGAAUCCAUCUACAGAUAAAUACAUUGAUGUCAAAUAUAAUGCCACAACUGUCAUGGCUGCAAAGCGUCUUUUGAAGGAAGCACUUCAAGCAGAAGUUGGGUUGCCUGUGGACGCAAACAUCCCCUUGAUCGGAUUCAUUGGUAGACUAGAAGAGCAGAAAGGCUCGGAUAUCCUAGCGGCUGCCAUUCCUAAAUUCAUUAGAGAGAAUGUUCAGAUUGUAGUUCUUGGCACUGGCAAGAAAUACAUGGAGAAGCAGCUAGAACAGCUCGAGAUAAUAUAUCCCGACAAGGCCAGAAGAGUGGCAAAAUUCAACGUACCCUUGGCCCACAUGAUUAUUGCUGGGUCUGAUUUUAUGUUGCUCCCUAGUAGAUUUGAACCUUGUGGUCUCAUUCAGUUGCAUGCCAUGCAAUAUGGAUCGGUAAACCCUGUUUUCCCCCCUGUUUGGCUGCUGCUUUUAAAACUUAAUGAAUCAUGCACAAUUACUUGCUUAAAUUGCUGCAACAAUUGCUGGUGA